AUGAUAAAUAAUGGUGAAUUUCCAUCGGAUUUGUCCGAUACGAAAGGACAAAAAAAAAGUUUUAAAACUGAUUCUAUCAUUUAUAUUGAUAAUAAUAAAGAAAAUGAUCUUAUUCAAUUUAUUAGCAAAGCACAACAACAAGGUUUUAAUUGUCUUGAUCUUUCAAAAAGAAAUAUCAAAGAAUUUCCUUCUCAACUUCUUGACUUUACAACAUUGCAAUAUUUAUAUUUAGAAGGUAAUCAAUUAGUUCAAUUACCUAAUGACCUUUUUACUCGAUUAAAAAAUUUAAAAUGGCUUGAUUUACGUAAUAAUCAAUUAACAUCAAUACCGAGUGAUGAUCUCGCUAAACAUAAUUUUCUUCAAUAUUUAUUAUUAAGUGGAAAUCGUCUUCAGACAUUACCUUGUGAACUUGGUAAAGUUAAAACAUUAUCCGCAUUAAAUCUUGAUGGUAAUCCAUUAAUACAUCCACCAUUUGAAAUAAUUAAACAAGGUAUUAAAGCUAUACAACAAUAUUUACGUGAUAAAUUUAAUGAGAAUGAUAAAUCAAUAUCAUCUGAUGAUAAUUUGGACGACGACGAAGAAGUAGAAGAAGUAGAAGAAAAAGAUAAUGAUGAUGAUGAUGAUGAUGAUGAUGAUGACGAUCAACAUCGAACAAAACUAAAUCCUCCUCAUCGUCCAUCAUUACCCAGUCGAAAAUCUAAAUCUGAAACGAGCUAUUACGAAACAGCAACUCUAAAUCUGUUACCUGCUCAUCUUCAAUCAUGUUUACAAUUCAAACGAAUGACUUAUUCAGCAAUACGUCCUUCACCAUCAAUUAGAUCACGGCCACAAUCUGAGAUGAGAUUAUCGCAAAUGAAAACAAAGACAAUAACAAAUAAAAAUAAUGAUCCAGAAAGUGAUAUCUAUAUAACUCAAGAAAGACCAUUUACACAAUCAAGGCAUCGUAAUAUAAGAGUUGAUGAAGAAAUACAACAAUUAUAUACAAAAAGUUUUAACCCAAGCAAAGAAUUUGAAGAACCGAUUGUACAUACACCAUUUCAUAUUGAUGCUCAUUUUGCACCAAUAGUGAAUAAAAAUCAACUAGAUAUGAAAAGAUAUGAACGUCGACGAAGUUAUUUACCGAAAUAUUCUAUCAAUGAAAAUGAAGAAAAUUUUCGACGUAUGCGUGAUCAACAAAUUCAAGAUCGUAUUCGUCAAAUAACUGAUAAAAUGCUUAAACGUCGUUUUGAAGCUCGACAAAGUCUAUUUGAAGAAAAACGUCAAGUUAGACUUGAAUUACGCGAAUUACGUAAACUUGAGUCAGCCGGAACUCAACAUCGACCAAUCAGUCAAAUGAAUAAUCGUUCAAAAACAUCUUAUGAUCAUGUUAAUGUUCAAAAAAAAUUGUAA
This is a messenger RNA of Rotaria sp. Silwood1, 1389 nucleotides long. The record is from the annotation of a GenBank genome assembly. Lineage: Eukaryota; Metazoa; Rotifera; Eurotatoria; Philodinida; Philodinidae.